This is a messenger RNA of Exophiala oligosperma, 537 nucleotides long. RefSeq lists its product as uncharacterized. The coding region runs from base 1 to 537 and encodes 178 amino acids. The record is from RefSeq and is a predicted model, not a curated record. Lineage: Eukaryota; Fungi; Ascomycota; Eurotiomycetes; Chaetothyriales; Herpotrichiellaceae. The transcript has a single exon.
AUGCACAGCCAUAUCUCUCAACCCCUUGGUCGAUGGGGUUGGCGGUCCGGCCGAGGCGGCGGGGGCCGCUGGACGAGGCGGAUUCAGGUACUUGGCCCAUUUCUUCCAGAUGCCCUUGUACACGUGCUUCUCAAUGGCUCUGGGUUCCACUUCCACAGCACAUAUGUUGUACAUCGGGACCGCAUCACCUGGGCGAAUGAAACCUUCUCCCACCUUGAUCUGACUAGCCAUGGUCCAUCGAAGUUGACAGCGGCCAAGGAUGGCGUUCAGAACAGUCUUGGUGGUGUGGCCACCAUCCAACAUGUCUUUGGCGUCCAGGGAUGCGAAGGCCUUUGGGUCGAAGAUGAACAUUGGCCAUCCCUGGUACUUGGUGAAAGUGAGUACUUGGAAUCGUGGGCGUCGAAAGAGGGCGUUACUGAUGAAGGAUUAGCCACCGUCUAUGCUAAAGACAACGACGCCAGCGUUGCUUUGAAGGAUGAUGCGAACCCGAAUUCCCAGUUGGGCGAGGACUUUGACUCCUCUGAGGCCGAAGGUUAG